AUGCAGGCAGUUGAAAAUGCAAUCAGCAACCCAUUGACGUCUUCGACCCUGAUUGUCGACCGAGGCACGCGACGUGGAUUACGUGGACGAUUUUACACAAACGCAGAUGCCACAACUGUCGCUUCUGCGACACAUGCAGGAAACGGCAGCCCAAAAUGCUGCUCUGCUGAUGGACAUAGUACUGCACACCCUCCAGACAGCAUUUCCAUCUGUGCACUCGACUUCGCAUUCUGUGAAACACAGUGGGAAGGAUCCGCACUGCCUCACCUCUUCUAUCAAGACGGCAGUAUGGAAGGCGAGGACACGAAAAGGAUUGGUUGUGUGUAA
This is a messenger RNA of Echinococcus granulosus, 327 nucleotides long. RefSeq lists its product as hypothetical. The record is from RefSeq and is a predicted model, not a curated record. The transcript has 2 exons. Lineage: Eukaryota; Metazoa; Platyhelminthes; Cestoda; Cyclophyllidea; Taeniidae. The coding region runs from base 1 to 327 and encodes 108 amino acids.